AUGGCUGAUUCUGCCGAUCUCCCUGACCGCAAACCCCGCAAGUCGGUCCAAUUUUCCGAAGGUGCUACGAUUGUCGACAGCAACGGCGACGUUACCGAAUCACUAGAGAUGAACGGCGACAAGGACUCCGCUGAGGGCCACGCCGCGAGUGCUGGCGACGACAAAGAGGUCGAGGAGGUCACCGACAUGUUCGCUGAUCUCGCAAAGAAGAAGAAGAAGAAGUCCUCCAAGAAGAAGGAAGGCGAGGAAGAGGACGGCGUAGAGGGCGACUUCGCCGCGCUGAAGAAGAAGAAGAAGUCCAGCAAGAAGAAAGUCGAGGACGACUUCGAGGCCAAGCUCGCUGCUGCCGGCGGCGACAAGCCCGAAGGCGAGGAGGAGGUCGCUGCUCCCGAGCCCGAAGUACAAGAAGGCGACAUGAUGAAGGGCACCGGCAUCUGGGAACACAACUCGACGACCCCCAUCUCGUACAACCUCCUCCUGAACCGCUUCUUCACGCUCCUCCACGCACAACAUCCCGACCUCGCCAGCUCGGGCACAAAGAGCUACAAGAUCCCGCCCCCACAGUGCAUGCGCGAAGGAAACAAGAAGACCGUCUUCGCCAACCUUGCCGAGAUUUGCAAGCGUAUGAAGCGUUCCGACGAGCACGUUGCUCAGUUCCUGUUCGCUGAAUUGGGUACGAGCGGUUCAUUCGCCGACCAGAAGCGCCUGGUCAUCAAGGGUCGUUUCCAGCAGAAGCAACUCGAGAACGUCCUCCGACGAUACAUUGUCGAAUACGUUACCUGCAAGACCUGCCGUUCGCCCGACACCGACCUCUCCAAGGGUGAGAACCGUCUCAACUUCGUCACCUGCAACAGCUGCGGAUCGAGACGUUCGGUACAGGCCAUCAAGACUGGUUUCUCGGCCCAGAUCGGAAAGAGGCGGAGAAUGGUGGGUUAG
This is a messenger RNA of Alternaria incomplexa, 936 nucleotides long. RefSeq lists its product as uncharacterized. The record is from RefSeq and is a predicted model, not a curated record. Gene Ontology annotation, cellular component: eukaryotic translation initiation factor 2 complex. Gene Ontology annotation, biological process: translational initiation; formation of cytoplasmic translation initiation complex; formation of translation preinitiation complex. Gene Ontology annotation, molecular function: translation initiation factor binding; translation initiation factor activity; mRNA binding. The transcript is spliced from 4 exons. Lineage: Eukaryota; Fungi; Ascomycota; Dothideomycetes; Pleosporales; Pleosporaceae. The coding region runs from base 1 to 936 and encodes 311 amino acids.